GGUACUGAAAGAAAUGUAUUUUGGGAUGGUAAUGUUGUUGAAGAUGACAAGAAUAUGGCGUGUAAAAGGGCAAUUUUCAAAACAUUUUCAAUUAGUGGUUUCGGAUUGGAAGAAUCAAAUUUAGAGGUCUUGAUCAAAUCAAAUCUUAACGACAAAGUGUGGUACACACUCCGCACACCACAACCUAUGUACCAUGAUAUUUGGAUUGCAUUUUUAUGGAAAGCACAUUUGGUGAAAUAUGUGCUCGAUUAUAUAUAUAAUAAUCAGAGUGUUCUUUUUGAAGAUUUUAGAUUCAAUUUUUUUGACUGGAUAACCGAACAUAGAAACGAUGAUACAUACAAUCUUGGAGAAGAUUAUUCGCGCUUGCCAUUCUUUACAGAUGAAUAUUGCCCUGCAAAAUAUUCUUGUAUUGAAGGUCAAAAUAGAAUUGAAAAGACAGUUGUUACACCAAGAGUGUAUAAAUGGUUUAAUGACUUAUUCCCGGAGUUAUUACAACCUUUAG
This is a messenger RNA of Racocetra persica, 502 nucleotides long. The record is from the annotation of a GenBank genome assembly. Lineage: Eukaryota; Fungi; Glomeromycota; Glomeromycetes; Diversisporales; Gigasporaceae.